GUUCCCUACCUUUUUGCCUUAUCUUGCAUAGCAAGAUCAUCUAUCCUAGAACUUUUAUCCACUUUCACAUUUACUUCUACUAGUUGUAGGAGUCAACAGCUCGAAAGCUCAAAAGCUUCUAUAGAAGAAUAUCUCUAGAUCAUCUAACAAGACCAGAGAGAGAACUAACAUCUCACUGAUACCUAUUUGAUCUGCCUAAGUAAGGCAUCACUUACAAACUUCUAGUUCUCGUCUGCCAAGUUCGCCUGCUGCUGCUGAAGACAACCUAAGAACCAAUUGCCCGGCCAGACUGGCUUGCGCUGCGUGAGUUUCGGAAUCAAUUGAUAGCCCAUUCGGCAAACCAGGAUCUAUCGACAAUGGCCUCCCAUCCGAACUCGACUCUAACCACAAUGCUGUCACAUCCGCCCCGAGGCGGUCUUCAGGCCCGAAAUCGACAACACAGACGACAAAAUUCGACACCAACAGGCUUUGAGACGACGAAGAUCGCGUCCAACCUGCCCAACAUGCAUCUGCACCAUCAACAACAACAACGUUCGCGAAUGGCCCAUCGCCGGGGCAUGAGCUUGGACACAAGACGACAACACCAACACCAGAUGCAAUCACCGACAGUACCACAACGGCAGGAAUUCCAAACGGUAAGUAACGCUACUAACAACACAGGAUCAAUCACAUCACAGCAUGUGCUGCGAGAAGCGCAGCAGCAACGCAUGCCUCGCCCGGGCCCCCAGCAAGCAUACGCGAACUUGGCAAGCGAAGACAACUACCUGAUGUCCCCUCAUGGGACACCACAGGCACAAAGCUUUGAUGGACAAGGCUUUGGCAAUCUCCCAAGCCAGCAGGAAAUGCAGCUAAGCUUGGGGAUGUAUAAUGGCCAGAUGGAUGCCAUUAUGAAGAAGAACCAGGAGAACUUCUCCAAUAACAUGACAGCGUCUCAGGACUUCGACCACUUCCCGUCUAGUGCGAUGUCCACACCCACUUUCAUGAGCUUCCAGGAUAGCCCUACGGGUGGUCCUGGCUGGAUUUCGGAGGGAGAGACUUCUAGCACUAGGAGGAGCUCCCGUCGAAUUAGCAAUGGAAUCAUGGACAGAGUUAGCAAAUUCGAGACAUUGGGACUUGAGAUCCAGAGACCUUUAACACCUCCUCGACAGAAUGCCGCAGACUACUUCCCGCUUACCCCCACCGAUACUCCACAUGAUAGGACCAUAAAGCAUGUUCAACCACCUCAACCGCAACGAUUCUCGGAAGGUUACGACGAGUCGAUGGAAGAAACCGUUAAGCCAACAAGACAACCUGCAAACCGACGGUCGCGAACAACCUUCGACGAGAUGCGGCAAGCAGCCGAAGCCCAACAAGUUUCAAUGCCCAUGCCAAAUAGAUCCAACGCAAUGCCUUUACUAGAAGCGUUCAACCCGCCAUCAGACCCAAUGGCAGAUUUCCUAGAUAUGAACCAUAUCGGCAAUAAUGGUCUCAGGAUCGACACCGCUUUCGAUGGACUUCCCGCCUCUUCACAAUCCUUCAGUGCUAGCUCGGACCUUUCCGGACACUCGACGCCUAUCACACCGCACAUGAGCGAGUUCAACGGCUCUUUCGACUACAAGCCUGAUAUGCGUCUACCUAGCUCAGAAUCUGACUUGCAGGCUGGUCAUGGAUCAUCUUCAAUCGAAAGGCCAUCUCGCCGUGGGUCCCCUCAUCAUCAGCAUCGUCGAAACGAGUCUAUGGCGAGCAUUGCUAGCGCCGCUAGUAUUGCCAGCAUCGAUAUCGAAAAAACCAAGACGGUGACGGGAAUUACACUUGAAGAUAUUCACCAGUUCAUUCAAGGCCCCGACCCUCGAGACAAUAAGUGGACCUGCACCUUCGAAGAUUGCAACAAGAAGUUUGGCAGGAAGGAAAACAUCAAGUCUCACGUACAGACGCACCUGAACGAUCGUCAAUACAAGUGUCCAACCUGCCACAAGUGCUUUGUUCGACAGCACGACCUCAAACGACACGCGAAGAUACACACGGGUAUCAAGCCUUACCCUUGCGAAUGUGGCAAUAGUUUUGCUCGCCACGACGCGCUUACUCGGCACAAACAGCGCGGUAUGUGUAUCGGCGCGUUUGAUGGCGUAGUGAGGAAGGUCGUGAAGCGUGGGCGUCCCAGGAAGCACCGACCUGAUAUGGACGAGCGCAAGGAUAAGUCGGCUCGUACCCGCAAGAAGAACAAGUCCACGUCGUCGGUUUCGUCGCAAUCCGGCUAUUCGGAUACCUCAGAAGGAAACUCGCCGGAGACAAUCGACCAGGAUUUCGGUAUGUUGGACGACAUCAUGGAUGUUUCAAUGGGAGGAACAACAAUGAACCCAUGCUCUUUACAGGGGAUGAGCUCGUCCUCUGCACCGAUGCCGAGUCUCGCCGGCGAUACGCCGAUCAGCAAGCACUCCCCGUCGACGACCAGUGUGCACUCGUACGUCUCACAGCUGUCGCACAUGUCGCUUCACCAGGAACUUGGUCCCGAUGCGCUAUCGUCGCAGCCAGGGUCUCCGGCAAAGAGCGUAGCCAGCCAAUUCAACGAACUUCCAGAGCUUUCUCGGUCGUCGUCUCCGCCGUCCGGUAGUCGAUACUUUGAUGCCGAACCCAACUCUAGCGGCACGGACCUUACCAUCAGCACCGGUAUCGAGUCGACAAAUAUUCCAAGCUUUGUUGGGAUGAACGAGAAUGAUGAUGACAUACUGUUGCAAUUCACGAAUAACGAUUCGAUGUUGAUGCUUAACCCGGACGCUAAGUUCGACGAGGCUUUCGACGGCGUCGAUAUGUUUACCAACAACGACGACUUAUUCUUCGGCAGCACUUAAGAUUGUGCUCUGGAAGAAAGAGAUAUAUAUAUGCCAGUGACGUACUGUUUUCUUGCCAUAUCCUCGUUCGAGGCUCGGUCUUAUUUAUUCAUAUUUUGAUUUUAUUUAGAAGGAAAUCAGGGCAGACCAGAUCGGGAAUAUAAUGAAAUUUAUGCUUGGGUGGAACACUUGAUCUUGAGGGCUCGGUCGUGAGCUUGCUCUCUCUCUCCGGGCCUGGUUCAAAAUCAUGUACGAUAUCGUGUGGGAAUAUCUUUUUUAUCUAGGUGCGACGACUCCGGGGUUUGGGCGAAAAGGAAUCUAAGGGAGGCUGGACGGUCGUUUCGGCGUUUCAGCGUCGAUGUGGAAGAUGACCGUUCUUUUCCGGUCUUUAAUUUUAGCGGCGGCGGUGCCUCGUUACUUCUUUCUCCAUAGGAUCAAAAUACCAUCGGGAUGUAGUCACACAACUGGGUUCCUGCUUCGUAGAUUAUAGUGAUAAUAAUGAAUCAAUCUCUUGUUCGUAUCUUAUCCGGUAUCUCGGUACGUAGU
This is a messenger RNA of Annulohypoxylon maeteangense, 3353 nucleotides long. RefSeq lists its product as uncharacterized. Gene Ontology annotation, cellular component: nucleus. Bases 357 to 2828 code for a protein of 823 amino acids. Gene Ontology annotation, biological process: regulation of transcription by RNA polymerase II. The record is from RefSeq and is a predicted model, not a curated record. Gene Ontology annotation, molecular function: DNA-binding transcription factor activity, RNA polymerase II-specific; RNA polymerase II cis-regulatory region sequence-specific DNA binding. Lineage: Eukaryota; Fungi; Ascomycota; Sordariomycetes; Xylariales; Hypoxylaceae. The transcript has 4 exons.